CCUCAAUCCUUCUCAACAGACUCACCGAAAUCUGGAAACCAUGUCAUCUAUUGGAGUUAUCAGAAAACCUGAUGAGCAAUGCAGAGCAGAUGACCCAGCAUGGCCUGGAACAGUCUCAGCUGUGGCAUUCCGUGGCCAAUCAGAGCUCAGAACUCAGAAUGGGCCCUCCACCCGGCCACCCCCCCCACCUCCAGCAGCAACCAACUGACCUGGGGAGGGAUCUCGUCAGUCACACCUGGACUCUCCUGGAGACCCCAGGUGUAGCUGGGGAGAGGUCCCAGUUACCGAACUGCACACCACCGACGCCCUCUGCUGGUCAGUCAGUCCACUACAGAGACUCGUUCUGCCUGGGGAGAGAGGGACAGUCAGACUCCUUCCCUGCCUCCUGCCAGCUGCAACUGCCCCUCCCUGUUGCCAAAUCCAGCCCAAGCUGGUUCAGCAGGCUCCUCCAGGUGGGGGUGGAGACGAAGGACCAUCUGCCCAGAGACACCAACAAACCUAUCGCCUGGGACACGUGUCUCCAGAGAUGGGUGAACAGGAGAGCCUCGAACACAGAGGCUGGAUCCUUUUCUCCCACAAAUGCCCCCUGUCCCCCGACUACGGGCAACGAUGCCAUACAAAAUGGAAUCAAUAAGUACUCUGUACAAGCUGUCCCAGGUCACCUUAGGAACGCGUAUCCAUCUUGGAAAAACUGUUGGAGAAGAACACUCCCUCUCACAUCCCCGCCCCUCCCCUCUGCCCCCCUGGAUCAUUUGGGCUACCUGCUGUCCCAGAUCCCCUCUGAGGAGCUGGUCUUUCCUUCUCCUUCUGAAGGCUGGCUGAAGGUGGAACUGCUAUCAGAGGGCUUGUCCUUCUCUCCCUGAGAAUCCCAGAUUUAUUAAAAAUGAAAGAAAAACUGCAUUCGAAGGAAACACACAAAAACAUUUGCGGUUGAAUUAAGUCUUGUACAGUAAAACAAUACUGAUGGUAAGUUAUCAGUCUUACGAAAAAUUGGAAUGAAUCAGGACGCAUAUCAGAUAGAUUGUGUUUCAAGCACAGGUUGUAAAUGUGGUCAUCAAAGGAAUCUCAGAGACACUACCUCC
Molecule: messenger RNA, 1082 nt
Organism: Hypomesus transpacificus
Lineage: Eukaryota; Metazoa; Chordata; Actinopteri; Osmeriformes; Osmeridae
Exons: 10
Coding region: 72-863 (263 amino acids)
Source: RefSeq, a predicted model, not a curated record